This is a messenger RNA of Emericellopsis atlantica, 1802 nucleotides long. RefSeq lists its product as uncharacterized. Bases 232 to 1680 code for a protein of 482 amino acids. The transcript has 4 exons. NCBI's taxonomy places the organism in Eukaryota, Fungi, Ascomycota, Sordariomycetes, Hypocreales, Bionectriaceae. The record is from RefSeq and is a predicted model, not a curated record. Gene Ontology annotation, molecular function: hydrolase activity, acting on carbon-nitrogen (but not peptide) bonds, in linear amidines.
AGUCAUGACAAGUACACCAUGCCAUCGUCAAAAACAAUCAUGCGGAUGUUCACUUGAUCUCAGUAUCGUGGAGCUGCAUCUACUGACGUCACUUGAAUUCUGCUUGCAUCUUCCCCAUCCUCCCUCCCCCAUCCUCACUCCUCACUCCUCAUUCUUCAACCGCAAGUUGGAGUCUCAAGUGAGCCACGGUGCUCUGGGUGAACGCGGAUAUUUCUAGAAAAGCACUCCGAAAUGCUGCGCACAAAGCGAAUCGCUGGCCGAUUCGGGCUCUUCUCACGGAAAGCAUGGCAAUAUCCACGUGCGAUGCCAUGUGCGACGAUUACAUCCGCCCUACACACAUCAAGCAUGACGGAGGACCACAUCGCCACUCUCAAAGUGAGACGAGACCGAAUGAUGCAGCAGCUACACGACACAUGCCAAUGGGGCCAAGGCGAACGAUGGGGAAGCGCUGUCAUUGACACGGGCAUGAAACGUCUCGCGCUCACAGACGCAGACAAGGCGGUCCGAGACUGGUUCGUCGAGGAAGCCAAGAGUCUUGGAUGCAAUGUGACGGUAGACGAGAUGGGUAACAUUUUCGCGGUCCGCCCCGGCACCAAUCCAGAUCUCCCACCUAUUUACGCUGGGUCUCAUUUGGAUACGCAGCCAACUGGUGGGCGCUAUGAUGGGAUUCUCGGAGUCAUGGCCGGACUUGAGGGCUUGCGGGUUCUACAGGAGAACGAUAUUCAGACCGACCAUCCCAUCGGGCUCGUCAAUUGGACUAGCGAAGAGGGGGCUCGUUUCCCGAUCACUAUGAUUUCCUCGGGUGUCUGGGCGGGCGUCGUUCCACUAGAGAAAGCCUAUGCGUCGCAAGAUGUCGGCGGCAGCGGCUCAACGGUGAGAUCCGAGCUCGAAAGGAUAGGUUAUCUGGGUCCCAGGCCUGCAACGCCUGAAGCAACGCCGAUGGCUGCUCAUUUUGAGCUGCACAUUGAGCAAGGCCCCAUCCUUGAGAACAAUCAACAGAAGAUCGGUGUCGUGAAUGGCGCUCAAGCCUACAAAUGGUUCACCGUCGUGGUCAAGGGCAGAGCCGCACACACUGGCACCACUCCAAUGGACGCAAGAGGAGAUGCCCUUCUGGUGGCAGCCCGCAUGAUAAACCACUCAAACGUUGUCGCAAACAACUCGGGGGCGCUGGCUUCUACUGGCAUCUUGACGCUUCAGCCAGGGAGUGUCAACGUCAUUCCGAGCCAUGUUCGUUUCUCUCUCGACAUACGCUCAAAGUCUGAUGCUAUCGUAACGGAGGUCGAGCAGAAACUGAAGCGUGAUUUCGCUGCUAUUGCCCAGGGGCGUGAUGUUGAGGGCUGCACGCCGCCCUCCGCAGGAACCUUGCCGAUGGAAGUCACAUGGGCCACAGACUACCAUUCUCCGGCUGUUCAUUUCGACCAAGGAUGUAUCAACGCAGUCCGGACGUCAGCAGCGGGAGUCCUAGGAAGCAGCGAAUUAUUUCGAGAUAUGACGAGCGGCGCUGGGCACGACAGCGUCAACACAAGUAAGCACGUUCCCACGGCCAUGAUCUUUGUGCCAAGCAAAGGUGGAAUCAGCCAUCACCCGGAGGAGUGGACGAGCGAUGAAGACUGCGCCUUGGGUGCUGCAGUCCUCUUGCAAGCAAUGCUGAGGUAUGAUCGCGGGCAUAAUUCAAAGUGACGGCGCCAUCAAAUACGAUACAGUAGUACCAGUUUUGGGGACAGUCCUCCACGGCCUGAGAACCACUUGACGUGAUGCAUGCAGAGAGCUCAAAUUUAUGUACCGCUUUGCGAACCACCACA